UUUUAUAUUGUAUUUUUUAAUUUUAUAUUCAUCAGUUAGCUACGCUAGACUCUAUUGGAUUGUAACAUCGAUCAAGUUUUCAAAUUUGCGGAUCUAUUAAUACAAUGUAGACGCUUCGGUCUGCAAAUCCGGAUAUUAUUAAUUUUGCAUUUAGGGUACGAUGGAAACAGAUGGAAAUGUAUAUACGUAGUCAGUAUGGAGCAUGGAGGAACAACAAGAAUUAAUAAAAUGUCUUCACGAAAAGAUUCAAGACGGGAAAGACGCGGUGGAACGAUUGAAAGUCGUCCAAAACGUUGAUGGAGUUGAGAAGCUCGCGAGGAAAAUAUUUCAGGAGAUUAAAUUCUUGGAAAAGGUGGGAUCCACAGGAAAUGUAAAAAAAGAACAUCUGCAAAGUACAAAUUUGAUUCACCUCGAGGCAAUGGUCAAUCGGCUGCUUUCGUCGACUGACCCUGUUGGCGUGAUGAAGCCGUUUAAGUUCCAAAAAUCGAGGCUUGAAGUCGAUGUGGUUUGCGAUGGAGGAUCUUCAUGGGUGAAAGUAAUAGCGAGAAAUGCAAGGGCACUUACAUUAAUCUCUCUAGGUGCCGGAGAGUAUGGACAAAAGUCAGUUCUCGACCAAGCCGAUUCCUUUCUAGAGUGUGCUAAACAUCAUCCUUAUCAUUAUAAAUUUCCAAAAAUUAUAUUUCAUUUUGCCUAUGGAAUAGAGACUCCUUUAGCUGCUCGCCUUGAACGCCUUGGAGUUGACGUGGAAGGCGAACGAAUUAGUUCUGAUUAUGACGAAGAUAGUAUGAAUUCAAUUGAAGUCUGUGAGGAUAUGGAAAGUGAUGAGUUGUUCAAUCCAGAAAGAUCAAUGGAGUCCAGUCCUGAUCUGGAAGUACUAAAUACAAAAACCAAUUCAACAGAAAUAAAAACCCUGAACCUUGAUGUCUCUACGUUGCUGGCUUUUGUUACUAAUAUGACAAACGGUCAUGCCAAUUUUGUAUACAGAGAGCCAUUGUUGACAAGGCAAGCUGAAUGGGAAAGAGCACGACCUGUGAAACCAAUUCUAGAUGAAUUGUUUGGAAACAAAGAGCUAGUAGUAUGUCGCACUGCAUAUAAUAAUUUUAUGAAUAUAAUUGAAGUGAUUGGUGGAUCUAAUGAAACUAUGAGAGCUGAAAAGCUGAUUCAGAGGGUUCGUAUUGUGGAAGAUAUUAGUAAUGGAAGAAUUAUGGAACGGCUACCCAUAGCUGGAAGGAUUAAAGACCGAUCUAGGUUAGUUUUCUCCACAGGAGAAAAUCUACAAAGUAUUACAGUCUCUGCCAACGAGGGAUUCGUAAGAGCUGCUCGCAUGCAGGGCAUUGAGUGCACCGUCUUUCUUCAUGAGCCUCGAUCAUUAUCCGAGGUCAAAGAAGCUUAUGCUACAAGAUUACGUUCUUGACUCUAGAACAACUCGAAACGAAUUCAUUGUAUAUUUGCCCAUGGACGUAUAUUACUCAUUGUAUACUGUUGUACAGUUGUGUAAAUAAAUCAGCUGCUAUUGCAUUUAAA
Molecule: messenger RNA, 1524 nt
Organism: Orussus abietinus
Lineage: Eukaryota; Metazoa; Arthropoda; Insecta; Hymenoptera; Orussidae
Product: UPF0415 protein C7orf25 homolog
Exons: 4
Coding region: 203-1414 (403 amino acids)
Source: RefSeq, a predicted model, not a curated record